Molecule: messenger RNA, 887 nt
Organism: Gossypium raimondii (Peruvian cotton)
Lineage: Eukaryota; Viridiplantae; Streptophyta; Magnoliopsida; Malvales; Malvaceae
Product: protein LPA2
Exons: 2
Coding region: 85-630 (181 amino acids)
Cellular component (GO): chloroplast
Source: RefSeq, a predicted model, not a curated record
AGAUUUUUAAUAACCCCAAAAAAUCCAGGUUGACAAAAAGAUGAAGCUCACGCUGGAGUGCUGUUUAACCAACUAAAACUGAAAAUGGCGCUACCAAUCUACACCCCAUCUUAUUUGGCUAACACAGUCUAUCACCGCCACUCCCUCUUCCCAAAACCCAAAUUUUCAAUCAAAUCCAAGAAGCCCACCGUCGACGCCGACCCCACUCCAGACCCCACCUCCUCUUCCAAGAAGGCCGUCGUACCUGGCCAAGGGUUUGGCUCCUCACCCUCCCAAAGCAGCGGCAGCAACAAAAAGAAGCCCAAGGGAAAAAGAGAGAGGGCUUCUAUAAUAAGGCGGUCGCCUGUUGAGAAACCUGCUUUCCUCACCAAAGAGGAAGAGGCUAAGGCUGAGGAACAGAGGAAAAAUGAGAGUGCUUUUCUACUGGCAUGGUUGGGGCUUGGUGGGAUCAUUCUUGUCCAAGGCAUUGUUCUUGCUGCUUCAGGCUUCCUACCAGAAGAAUGGGAUAAGUUCUUUGUGAAGUACUUGUACCCAUCUUUCACCCCAACUGUUAUCUUAUUUCUUGCUGGAACUGUUGCGUAUGGAGUGUUGAAGUACCUGGAAAAUGAGAAACUUAAGGACCAAAAGUAAAUAGUUAUUCGUAUAAUACUGUAAGAGUGGACUGCUGUCUUGAAAAGAAAGUGAGCAUUUGUACAUUUCUGCAGGCAGAACUUUCAGUUUUAGUGCUUUCCUUGUGAAGAAAAUUGUAUUAACCAGAAAUGAACCUCAUGCAAGGAAUAUUAACCAUCCUUAUUAGUGAUCUGCUGAUGCAGCUGUGUCUUAAUUGGCCAUUGAAACAGCUGCACAAAUUGUGCGUCUUAAUAAAUGCAACUGUUUUGAUUCUAUUA